Chrysemys picta bellii (western painted turtle) is the source of this 7637-nucleotide messenger RNA. The record is from RefSeq and is a predicted model, not a curated record. Lineage: Eukaryota; Metazoa; Chordata; Testudines; Emydidae.
UGUCAGGUUGCGCCGCCCGCCGCCACGCUGUUCAUCUGUCGCAAAAGGCGGUUGGGCAGCGCCGCCGCGCGGCUUCCGUGGGUGCUGCGCAGUCGCCGCCGCGCACUGACAUGUGGCCGGGGAGCCGCUGAGGAGCGAGCGGAGCAGGCGGCGGUGGCGCAGCGCGCUUGGAGCCCGCCCCUCCUCUCGCGGAGCCUUUAGGCCGGGGACGAGUUCCGGGCUUCAGCCGCGGAGAAGCGACCGCGGCGGCUCCCGGAAGCCCCGAGGCGGAGCCUCCAUGUUGGGGAAGCUGGCAGCGCGGCAGUGACCGGGCCCUGUGGGGACGCGGGGCCUCUACGGCCGGAGCCUCCGAUCCUUUGCGCCAGUUCAUCAAAACUCAGUUGUUGAACACAUUCCAGACUCCUUGGAUGCUAACAUAACCAAAUGGAAAGCAGCAAAGGUGUUAAUCACUGUUGAUGCUAGAUCCAGAAAGCCUCUCUCAGCACUCUCCCUGUGUGCUCUUCUGAGAGCCAGAGAACCAGAAGAUACUCCCACAAUAGCUUUACUAUUUUGAAAUCUACUCCUGAGGCUCCCCUCUAAGCACACUCUGGACAUUCAGUGACUUAGGGCUUGUCUACAUGGGGAAGUUGCUCUGGAAUAAGGUUGUAUUUCCCAAGUAGAGAUGAAGAACAAAAAAAAAUGUAUUCCAAAUAUUGAGGAUCAAAAACAUGAAGACAUGGAAGGUGAAGAGAAUGAAGAAAGCUGUUCCUGUCCUACUGCUGUGUUAUACGAUGAAGCUGACAGGUGCCCGAUCUGUCUAAACUGCCUUUUAGAACAGGAGGUUGGUUUUCCUGAAAACUGCAGGCACUUCUUCUGCAUGACCUGUAUUCUUAAAUGGGCUGAAAUUAUGGCUUCAUGUCCGAUUGAUCGCAAACCUUUUCAAACAGUAUAUCAGCUUGGUGCAUUAAAAUACCAUAUAAAGGUUCAGGAGAAGAUUCAACUAAGGGAGAAGGGAGAAAAAGAAAACUGCUGCUGCAAUAAGGAAAAAUAUUACCACAUGAAUACAAAAAUCUUUAUGAGAAGGGAUGCACGUGCUGACAAAGGACCAUUAAUAGAAAAACUCUGUAAAGAUUUGAAGAACUACAGUGGUAUUUCAGAUGAUGAAAGAAAUAAGGAAACUGCAUCUGUGAAGAUAAACAAGCCCAGAAGACAGACUUGCUCCAAUGAGUGCUUCAGAAAUCAUUUCUGCAGUAGAUCUUCCACUGGAGAAUCCUUCUCCAGCUAUAGAAAUGACUGUACAGAACUUACAGAAAUCCAUACAGUGAUCAGACAGAAGAGACGAGAACUGGAAUUGUCAUCAUCCUCCAUGUUAGUUAGAGUUCAAAGAAAUCCCUUCAUGUUUUGUGAAGCUGAAGCGGAAACCUUUCUUCUUGCUUCCAGUGUAAUGCCAGGGACUGUUUUUCCAACACAUACCACGCCUUUGGAAAAUUUUGGUAAACUUUUUUUUUAUCCUUCAGGAAAGAGAUGUGCUGUUGCAUGUACACAGGAAGGAGAGGAGAAAAAACAAGCCUCUGGCACAUCUGGUACUAGAGGAACAAGAAAGAAGACUACAAAUACUACUCCUAGAAGAUCUGCACGGAACAGAAAAACUGAGACUAUGAGUCAAUCUCGCAGCUCACCAAGAUCAAGUAAUUCUGGAUGUGAUGCCCCCAAUGACAAUAACUCAACUAUAAAUGUUUCUUCUGCAGAUUCAGAAAAACCACUUUCAAAACGAAAGUCUAAAAGAGGAGUUAAACAGCAGGUACCUUUGGUUAAAAAGAAACUUAGAAGUUCUCUGCGUUCUGAAAAAUCAUCGAGUGAUUCAGUGGAAGAUGACGAAGCUGCUGAGUCUGAUACACCUCCAAUAUUAGAUAAAGACCACCUGUCGGAUAUUGAAAGUAGUAACUCUUGCCUUAUGCACAAAAAUAAUGCAGAAACAGAGUCUGCUAAUGGCUUGGAAAGCUGCAGUGAACAUGUAGAGAGUGAGGAUCUUACAAGAGACUGUGACAAAGAACAGGAUACCCUAGAGAAUUCAGAUUCAGGUUCUUGUAUCCAAGAAUCUCCUGUGUUAACCUUAGAGACUCAGAAAUGUGAAAUAAAAGAUGUUAAUAAAAAUGUUACAGAUUUUGAAAAUAAAGAUGUCUGUGAAAAUAUUCUUGAACAAGUAGAACAGCCAGUGGAUAGUCACAGAGAUCAAUUACUUGAGGAUUCAAUAACACCUACAAAAGUAGAUCAGACAUUAGAUAGUCCCCAAGAUGAAUUGCCUGAGUAUCCAGAAUCUGUGGCAAAAGUAGUUCUGCCUUUAGAUAGCCCCAGAAAUGAAUUGACUGAGCAUCCAGAAUCCAUAGAAAUUGAUGAUUCUGAGGACAAAGAACAGGCAGCAAAUUGUAACACUGCAAAUAUUGAGAACAUAAAAACUGUUCAAGAUACUGAAACAGCUGUAUUAAUAAAUAAUAUUUCUCUAGACAUUAACAAAUUGGACCAGUCUUUAGAAGAGGAGCCCAUACCUGUAUGUGAAGAGGCCAGAACUACAGAGUUACUCAAGGUGAAUGUUGAACAAUCUAAUAAACAUUUUAAUGAGGAUAACAAUGAAAUGAUACCAAUGGAAUGUGACUCAUUUUGCAGUGACCAGGCUGAAUCUCAAAUUGAACAGCCACCACCAGCUGAGAGUAUCAAACAAGAGGAGGCAGGCUCAUUGCAGCAAGAUUCCGAAAACUGUGUAUCACACUCAGGUCUUUCUGACAAAAAAGGUGAAGCUUCUUCUCAAGAAACAGAAUGCUCAACAGAGGUUAAAAAAGAUAAAAAGACUCGAACUAGAAGGUCUAGAUUUCACUCUCCAUCAACAACUUGGUCUCCUUCCGGGAGAGAGGGUGGAAAAUCUCAGUCACCAUCUCCCAAAAGAGAGACUGUCAGGGAGGGCAGGAGGUCUCGGUCACCCGAAAGGGAAACUGCCAGGGAGGGCAGGCGAUCUCCUUCUCGGUCUCCAAAAAGAGAGACUGUCAGAGGGGGCAGGAAAACGCCAUCUCGGUCUCCUAAAAGGGAGACUGAUAGGGAAGGCAGAAGAUCUCCUUCUCGGUCAAGAGUUAAAGAUUCCUCUCCAAGGCAAAAAUCUAGGUCUCAAAGCAAAGACAGAGAUAGUGAUAGAGAUGGACAAAGGAGAGAUCAUGACAAAGAGAGAAGAAAUAGGAGAUGGUCAAGAUCCCGGUCACGAUCUAGAUCAAGAUCCAGAUCAAGAACAAGAAGUAAGGGUCCUUCAUUCAUUAGGAAUGAGAGAGACGGUCACUCUCCUCGGUGGAAAGAGAGAUGGACAAAUGACAGCUGGAGAAGUCCCAGAGGAAAUGAUAGAUAUAAAAGAAGUGACCAGGAGAAACAGAAUGAAAAUAUGCAAAAAGAAAAAGACAAUACAGAGAAAAGUAUUGAUGAGCAAUGUUCUUCUGAAAAGCAUAAGAAUGAUUGUCCGGACUGGGUAAUGGAAAGGAUAAAUUCUGUUCCUGAAACUAGGAGCAGAGAGAGAGACAAAUUUAAAGAUCCACAAUGGGAAGAAAAUAGACACGAUAAUUCAGGACAUUCUUGGAAUAAAAACUUUGGUUCAGGUUGGAUUUCAAAUCGCGGCAGAGGUGGCCGUAACAGAGGUGGCCGUGGCAGAGGCGGUUUCAUGUAUGGAGACCAGAAUGAAAACCACUGGCAAAAUAAAAAACCCCUCUCAGGAAACUCAAAUAGUUCUGGGAAUGAGACUGCAAGGUUCCCAGAACAUCAACCAUACAGGCGUAAGAGUGAACAAGAUUUUUCUUUUGAUACGCCUGCUGAUAGGUCUGGGUGGACAUCUGCAUCUAGUUGGGCUGUAAGAAAGACUUUACCUGCAGAUGUACAGAACUAUUAUUCAAGAAGAGGGAGAAAUUCCUCAAGUCCGCAGUCUGGAUGGAUGAAGCAAGAAGAUGAGACAUCUGAGCAAGAUCCAAACCUCAAAGACCAAACAAACCAACCAGGUGAUGGCUCUCAGCUACCAAUAAAUAUGAUGCCGCAACAAAUGAAUGUAAUGCCACAAGUGAAUGCACAACACCAGCCUAUGAAUAUCUUCCCAUAUCCAGUGGGUGUUCAUGCUCCUAUUAUGAACAUCCAACACAAUCCAUUUAACAUUCAUCCUCCGCUGCCCAUGCAUCUCCAUACAGGAGUACCUCUCAUACAGGUAGCUGCUCCUACCAAUGUGUCUCAGGGAUUACCACCACCUCCACCUCCUCCCCCACCAUCUCAGCAAGUCAGCUACAUUGCUUCACAACCAGAUGGAAAACAAUUGCAGGGUAUUCCUAGUGCUCCUCAUGUAAGUAAUAACAUGAGUGCACCACUCUUGCCUGCUCCAACAGCAGUCCUGGGAAAUGUGGGAACAGUUCAGGGACCAAGUUCUGGUAAUGCAACAUCAUCAAGUCACAUCAAAACCUCUAAUGCUGCUGUAAAAUUUGCAGAAGGCAAAGUAAGUGUUACGGUGGAAGCCAGCGCAGAUAGCUCGAAGAAAGACCAGAAAUUGUUAAUUCAAGAAAAAGCAGCACAAGAGGUAAAACUGGCUAUUAAACCUUUCUACCAGAAUAAAGAUAUUACCAAGGAGGAAUAUAAAGAAAUUGUGCGGAAAGCAGUAGAUAAAGUUUGUCAUAGCAAGAGUGGAGAAGUCAAUUCUGCAAAAGUGGCGAAUCUAGUGAAAGCAUAUGUAGACAAAUACAAACAUUCACGGAAGAAAAAUCCAGAGGAAGCAGUCUCUGCUGAAAGAAAGAGAGAGUAAAAUGAAAAAAUACUGAAAACAUGAUCAAGAUAAAUCUGCAAAGUGCAAUUUCAACAUGAACCAUUAACUGAAAAUUAUUCAUGAUUGAUUGGAAUCUGGUUUUGAUAAAAUUAUUUUUCAAUGUAGUAUAUGUUUUGUUCUAAAUAAAUAUAGAUCUAACUGCAACUUCUUUAUCCCUUUUCAAAAAAAAUGCUUAAAAGAAAGUAAAAGGUGUAAAGGGGGCAUUUUUAUUAGGAAUGUACGAUUGUGUGGAUACUAGCAGAUGUACAGCAUUUUGACUUGAAUAAUGAAGUGCGUAAAAUUAGAAACUUCUAAGUACAUUGGUUUUGGAACAGGUAUGUACAGUACAUGUAAUCAGUCAGAUUAAAGAUAUUAAAGUAAGAUUUUUCUCUUUGAUUUUCCCCUAAUUAUAAUAAAGAUAAUGUAUUCCCCUGACAAAUACUUCUAGUGUUAACUGGACAGAUUGCAGGGGUCAGUGUGUGUAUAUUAAAAAAAAGCACAUGGCUAUGUCUGAACAGAAGAACUGUUUAGAUACAAAAAAAAAUUAAUCAUAAACAGUAAGAUUCAGUGCCCAAUAUCAUGGGCACUGUACAUCUAUUGUAACACCAAAUAAAGGUUAUGCUGCUUGUUUUUGCUUUGUGACUUUUGUUUUAAGAUGUUGGGACAAAUCUGCUUAAUUCUUAUGGAAAUUAAUUGAAGGCUUCAGUUCCAAGAGGUAUGGUUCAGGCAACCAGAGUACAUGUCUACUUCUUCCCUCAUCUGGUAAAAGGACCUAGGAAAUUAUCGUUGUAUAGGGCUGGAUAUUCAGGAAUAUAAGCACUGGUUUUGUAUAACUCUUCAACUAUAUGAACAAGAGGGGCUUCUGUAUUAAGUCUUACAUGGGUCUCUAAUGACCAGAGGUAGUCAGUUGUGCCAAUUUUAGUUAUGUGAGGUAUUUUAUUAAUAUGAACUAUAGUUUGCAAGAGAAUACAGCAUAGACCACCAAACUUGUCACUAAAACUGCAAAAAGUUAUCCUAGGUAACAUACAAAAUGUAGUCACGUAUAGUAGCUUUCAUAUUUCCCAAAACACUUUGCAAUAUAGAAUUAUGUACAGAUAGUCCCAUUCUAAAGACAAAUAUGGGAGCCAUUAAGUGUGUUACAGGAAUGCUUGCAGUGUUGAGUAGAACCUGCUUUACACUGAGAGGGUAUGGGUGCCAGGACCUUGACAUUUUUACCAGCUCUUUAUGGAAAAAGCACCCAUUCGGCUCCUUUUAACUUUCAUGGGGACAGUGACUAGGAGUGCGGUAGAUGGGACCUUGCUUUCCUUCUCCUUUUGAACUGUGAGUCCCUCAGUACUGCACAUGGGUAAUACUGUUGUUUGUGAGCCCAAGACCCUUGUGUUCCAACUAAAGGCCUCAAAAGUGUGAAUGUGCCAUGCUGACACUUAGUCCCUGCAAUGUGGUGUAAUAUACUUUGUUUUAUCUUCUGGGAUGUUACCAUCCACACAGCUGUCUUUGAUAGGGGACUUUCCAGUGCUUUUCCAUUCCCUUCCAUGAGAUGAAGGAUAAAUUAAGCGAUAUAGACGUAUAUAACUAAAUGCUGUCACAAAACAGUUCAUCACUUGGUUUUAAUUAUAACUUUCUGCAGACUUACUGAAGCAUUUGACUUGCUAUAUUUAUUUUUGUGUGCCUAAAUCAAAAUAUUAUGUAAAUUGGAGACGAUGGUAUAAUACAUUUUCUAUGGUCAAGCCAUGUUUUAGAUCUUUCAAAAGUGAUUCAUAGACAGUUGUAGCAAUUUGUAUGAACUCUCAAUCUAUUUUAAGCUAGAAUUGGUUAGCACUUUUUGACAAAUCUUGUAGCAAAUUGCUAUGUCGAUCCUGGUUAAUCACGCCAUGCGUACUUAUUUUUAUUGCAUUUUCCUCUUCUGAUGAAUUUUUGGGGUUUAAUGAUUUUUAUAUAUUUUUACUGUAUACAGUUGAGCCUCACUAUAAUGUUCCUUUUAGGAAAUAGAUAAAUGUCCUUUUGAAGGGGAGUAGGAGGUGAAGGGCUGGAGGGAUGGUUGCUUUCAACAUGUUGCGGGCGGGAAGGCAGGAUUUGUUGUUCUUUGUUUCCACAGCUCCUGUCUGGAAGUCAAGAUGCCACUUACUACCAUAUUAUAAUUGGGGCAGUGAUUAUUAUAGGGAUGCUCCACUGUAUUUCAAAUCCUAAUGAAGAAUAUCUGAUAGAUUAGAAUGUGAUCAGUAAACCUUAUUUUUUACAACUGAAAUAUUUAAGAAUUUAUCAGAAAAUAUGCAGUCCAUUAAAAUGGAUGUUUAAAUUAAAAAUGCAUUGCCUUAAUACAUAGACUCUCCUAUAUUUUUCCAGAAAAAUCAGCAAGGUCAACUUUAAUAUGACUGAAUGAGAAGGCAUGUGCUUUACCUUUGUGAACAUCUUUUUGUUAAGACUAGUAUUAAAGCUGUGUUCCUGUUGAUAUUUAUUGAAACUGUUAACCCCUAGUUGUUGGAAUUUCCCAACAUGCACUAAUGCAAAAUACAAAGUGGCAGCAGGAGCUCUGGGCCCAGUUGAUGCUGAGAAGGUCGAGAAGACAAAUUCAUCUUACCUAAUUGCCUUGAGAAAAUUUAUUAAAUUGUUAUACAUUCUGUGAAUUUAGGCAAAUCACAAGGAAUUUCCCUGCACUCCUUCAAAUGGUUUCUCUGUGCAUGCUGCUUGAAUGUCUCAUCCUAAAGAUGUAUCUUCAGGAGCACAGUGGCUGGGCAAAGUCUAUGCUGUGGUGUUUAAGGCUGGAGUGCUGUCUACUGAAAUAAUAUUCUAAAAAUAGUUUUAUGUAGUGCAUAAUAUUUUCUAAUAAAUUCUUUUGACUAAACUUCAA